This is a messenger RNA of Somion occarium, 1564 nucleotides long. The record is from the annotation of a GenBank genome assembly. Lineage: Eukaryota; Fungi; Basidiomycota; Agaricomycetes; Polyporales; Cerrenaceae.
GAAUACGGACCCUUUCUUGGGGAUGGUUUGGUACCAACGGGUUCCUGCUCCUUCCCCGAGGGAGCAACAAUUCUUACCGCAGAUGAUGAAGGCCUUGCGAAGAAGGCCAUCUCUCCCGAAGCCAUCCUACGAUGAGGAGAUGGAGGAGGACGACAAGUCGUCAAAGCAGAGUCAGCGACGCAUAGGCCAUUAUAUGUAAGCGCCCAUAUUAGCCAAUGGUACAAACAAACGCCCGUAAUACUCGCUACCGCCAUCUCCUCUUGUCUCCUAACCACCACCAUCUUGACUUGUAACGACCAUGUCUUUGGCUAGAGACGCUGCUGCUUUCAAAAAUGCCCUUCAUAGACAGGACUACUCUUCGUGGCAUUCUCAGCCACCGCCUCUGCAGGCACAAGAUGCGGCAGCAGCGUCUUCCUCUAAAUCCAAGAAGAAACGGCCGAAAUCAAAUGUCGUUUAUUCCCAGCCCGCAGAUACUGGAACAGGCACGAAUGUCAACACACAGUUACUCUACGCCGUGAAUUAUUUGAAGACUAGCGGCAACCCUACACGAUUGCAAGACCUUGCUAUCUUGACAGGCAUCCCUCUAGAUACAGACAAGGUUCUGUUUGAAAAGUUCAGGGCGCAUGAUCGUGUUGUACAUGACCCACGGACGGAUCUCUAUUCGUACCGACACGAUUUCAAUGUGCGAAAUAAAGCCGCUCUUCUGACAGAGAUUCAGCGGCAGACUCGAAAGGGCGGCGGACUAUCGGUGCGCACCCUGAAGGAGAGUUGGAAGGAGGCGCCACAAGCCAUCGAAGAGCUUGAAAAGGAGGGAGAGGUGUUUGUUACUCGGACGUUGAAGGAUGGUCAGCUGCGGAUGGUUUUUUGGAAUGAAAUCAAGCCCAACGAGGAACAAGGAGGCAUGCAAGUCGAAAAGGAGUUUCUUGAUCUUUGGCACUCACUUGAAGUGCCGAACGAUGUCGACCUCUUGAAACAACUCGCGAGCGAGGGUUUGCAAGCAACUGCAGGAGAGACUCUUGUACCGAAAGCGCCAGUUACCAAGAAGAAGGGAAAGAAGUCUGCCCAGAAACAACGUCCCAUUCGGCUCACAAACCUGCAUCUAAAGGGACAAAUAGAUCUAUCCAGGGAUUAUUUUCCGCAAGGGAAGUAAGCGUGAGGUCGUUAGACUAUGGACUCUUUUCUUGGUACCACACCUAUAUGCCGGACAUUCCUUUUUGUAUUUUAGAUUGCCGGGCUUAUACAGGUGGUAGAAUUUUUUUGAAUGCUUGACGGCUUGACGACACUAUCUGUGGUGGCUGUAAAUGUUUCUUACAAGGUUGUACCUUUCUCUCCAAUAUGCCAGGAUAGAACUUGGCUGCCUUAUCUGCAGUUUGUUAACAGAAGGUAAGUGAUCAAUUAUCAAAGCUAUCUUUAUAUCCCUUCUAAUUGUUCUUAGUCUCCUAAUAUUGCCAGUGAAACUUUGUACAUCUGACCUGUCAUCUCUUUCUAAAUUCAUUGCAUUCUUUGAAGAGUCUUUGUAAUUGUUCAAUGUCAUCUUUAUCUCAAACAAAGCUUAUAUCAUUGA